AAAACUCUGGGUUUGCGACCGUAGUGCUCGCUUUCCGGCCAACACUGAGGGCGCCUGAAGGCUGGUUGGGGUGGUGAGGCCCGAGGCAGGCUUUGAAAUCGACAGAGCAAGUAAGAUUAAAAGAUGGUGGCUUUUUCAGAUCACUUCAAACAGUGUGGUUGCGUGUAACCAUCAUGGACUACCAAACAGAGUGAAAUUGAUCUCAUCAGGCAGGUCCACAGAGAGAGAGGUCUUAACAUCCGUUGGUUCACUCCCUAAAUGGCCACAAUGGUCAGAGCUGGGCAAUCCAAAGCCAGAAGCCAGGAGUCUCCUCCGGGUACCCUACGUGGGUGCAGAGACCAGACCACUUGGGCCGUCCUCCACUGUCCACCACCCCCCUCCAGGCCAUCAGCAGAGAUCUGGACCAGAAGAGGAGCAGCCAGGACAGGAACUGGUGACCACAUAGGAUCUGCUGAGGCCGGGGCAGGAUGGACCCCGUAGUGCUGAGCUACAUGGACAGCCUGCUGCGGCAGUCAGACGUCUCACUGCUGGACCCCCCAAGCUGGCUCAACGACCAUGUUAUUGGAUUCGCCUUCGAGUACUUUGCCAACUGUCAGUUCCGUGACUGCUCCGACCACGUCUCCUUCAUCAGCCCUGAAGUCACCCAGUUCAUCAAGUGCACCAGCGACCCAGCCGAGGUCGCCUUGUUCCUGGAACCCCUGGGCCUCCCCAACAAAAGGGUUGUGUUCUUAGCCAUCAACGAUAACUCCAGCCGGGCAGCGGGGGGAACCCACUGGAGCUUGUUGGUUUAUCUCCAAGAUAAAAAUAGCUUUCUGCAUUAUGAUUCCCACAGCGGGAGCAACUCCGUCCACGCGAAGCAGGUGGCGGAGAGACUGCAGGCUUUCUUGGGCAGACACGGAGACAGCCCGGCCUUUGUGGAGGAGAAAGCCCCCGCCCAGCAGAACAGCUACGACUGUGGGAUGUAUGUGAUAUGUAAUGCUGAGGCCUUGUGCCACGGCUUCUUUGGCCAGCAGCCAGAGCCUCUGCUGCAGCUGCUCACCCCCACAUACAUCACAAAGAAGAGGGCGGAAUGGAAAGAGCUCAUCGCCAGACUUGCUAAAAAUUAGCUCCUGACGAGUAUCUGUGACAGCGGAGCCUCCUCCUCCUGCCUCCCCCGUGUGUCGGACGGCUGCAGUCUUCAUGCCUGAGGGAGGAGGCCCAGCGGGGGCACUGUGACCUCUUCCUGCCGGAGAGUGGGCAUCCUCUGCUUAUCUGAUGGAGGUUUUACUUAAACCUGACUUGAGAGCAGUAUGUGCUGUGAGUUAUGCACCAGAACCUUAACACCAGCUUAUCUUAGCAUUUAUUACACACAAAGUGCAAGGAAAACUUUUCUUACUGGUAUAAAAUUAAUCCCUGUGGUCUCCCUUACCUACAUGGGCUUAUUCCAAAAAAAAGGCAGUGAUCUGUAAAACAAAUCAGGAAUACAUGAAGUCUGGAGGAAUGAGAGAAGAAAGCCAUUUGGAAGAGCCAAAAAUCUAUUGCACCACAGCCUGUGUAAUUUACAAACUCCACUGGCCAGAAGCAGAUCACAGCCUGACCUCUGACCUCACCCCAGACCAAAUAUUACAAGAGUCAGUGAUCGGGUCUGUGAUCUCUUCCAUUCACCGUGCAAAGGCUUUCCCUUUGCAAAUAUUUGAUAAAAACGGUGUUGGCCCAUCUCCCUCCGUCUGGUUCCUGGAAUGCUUUAAGGACACACGGGAGAUCUUGAAUAACUGCAUACAAUGAAUGGCUGUGGUGGCCUCUCAGUGUGCUCAGCGGCCUGGCCGACCGGCUCCCCUCGUUGCUGGCCCCGGCCUUGGCUAUGGGCCACGCACGCUCCCUCCUUACGUCGCGUCCUCUGGUUCUAAAAUUCAUAGCUGGUAACGUCCCAGGUGUGCCUGUCGUUCCAAACACUCUGCCUGCUGGCAGUCACAGUUUUCCUCUCAAUCCUUAACCUGGCACAGUUGUUCGCGGUUCGGUCACGGUGGUUUCAGGACUAUUAGUGCAUCUGAAACUCGGACAUGAUUUGUUUUUGAAAUACAAAAGAAGAAAAGGGACCUUUCUCAACCCUUUCACUUAAUUCAGAAUGCAGAGUGUGAUUUUUAAACUGGAAUCCUGAGUAAAAACACCGCCCCCUCUCUGCUGCACAGAUGUGGUUUUGUAGUUAGUUCAGAUCAUUCACAAUCACAUGACAAAUUGGGCAUACACAUCAAUUCUGUUCCCAAUGAGGAUUACAGUACGUAGGAGACUUGAAAACCAAAGAUUAGCUUCAGCCGGGAAACUUGCUCCAGCUACCUCCCCAUCUCAGCUGUCCCCAGCCCCCCAGCCCAGAGUAACCUCACCACCCCAUGAGGCCAAGGCCGUAACUCAGUUCCUUUUAGCCACGAAGGGGAACACAGAACUGGUAAGUACAGGUUCCGUAGCAGGCCUGAGUGAACCGGAAUUGAAACUGGAAGUCAAAGAGAAAGCUCCAGAAGUUUCCAUUUCAACCCACUGUCUUGGGAAAAAGGGAACCCAGGAGCAGGUGUUUGCCUUAGCUCUUAAGAUUCCUGCAUACCAGGCUGGGCAUUUGUGCUGCCUGGCAGUAAAACCACGGCUUACAACACAGACAUCACAUAUCACAGUGGCAGUUCAAGUCUGCCUGUUCUAGCGCUCUGCUAAUGUGCCUGGGGGGCAGCAGAUGAUGGUGGCCUAAGUGCUUGGGCCACUGACACCCACAUGGGAGACCGGAAUGGAGUUCCUGGCUCCUGGCUUCAGGUUGGCCUGGCCCUAACUGUUGUGGCCAUUCGGAGAGUGAGCCAGCAGAUGGAGGAUUCUCUCUCUCUCUCUCUCUCUCUCUGCCUUUCAAAUAAAUGAAAACAAAUAAAUGCCUUUUCUAAGUAACAGAAUUUAAGGUUGGUUUGUCUGUUAGUAUUUCACCAGAUACUGUAAUAGCGCGGGGAGUGGUGCACCUGCUUAUACAGCAUUGUCACAUGAUACAAAAUAGGAAGAUCUUUCUGCUGGCAUUGUGUUCCCUCCUCUCUCAGAG
This is a messenger RNA of Lepus europaeus (European hare), 3046 nucleotides long. It is a transcript of the gene SENP8, whose product is annotated as SUMO peptidase family member, NEDD8 specific. Gene Ontology annotation, molecular function: cysteine-type peptidase activity; deNEDDylase activity. NCBI's taxonomy places the organism in Eukaryota, Metazoa, Chordata, Mammalia, Lagomorpha, Leporidae. The record is from RefSeq and is a predicted model, not a curated record. The coding region runs from base 468 to 1106 and encodes 212 amino acids. The transcript has 4 exons. Gene Ontology annotation, biological process: proteolysis.